Anopheles cruzii is the source of this 1077-nucleotide messenger RNA. It is a transcript of the gene RfC38, whose product is annotated as replication factor C subunit 3. The transcript has 2 exons. Gene Ontology annotation, cellular component: DNA replication factor C complex; nucleus. NCBI's taxonomy places the organism in Eukaryota, Metazoa, Arthropoda, Insecta, Diptera, Culicidae. Gene Ontology annotation, molecular function: DNA binding; DNA clamp loader activity. Gene Ontology annotation, biological process: DNA repair; DNA-templated DNA replication. The record is from RefSeq and is a predicted model, not a curated record. Bases 1 to 1077 code for a protein of 358 amino acids.
AUGGCGCUUUGGGUCGAUCGUUACCGUCCCCGGGAGCUCGCAAAGCUCGAUUACCACCGAACGCAGGCGAACCAGCUAAUCAACCUGUGCUCGCAGGGCGACUUUCCGCACCUAAUGUUUUACGGUCCGUCGGGGGCUGGCAAGAAAACGCGGAUCAUUUGCCUUCUACGCGAGCUCUACGGUCCCGGUGUCGAAAGGCUGCGGAACGAGGUGAUGAACUUUACGACGCCAUCCAACAAGAAGAUCGAAAUUAUGACCGUGAGCAGCAACUUUCACAUCGAGGUGAAUCCGUCGGAUGUGGGCAUCUACGAUCGAGUCGUCAUUACGGAUAUGAUCAAACAGAUCGCUCAAACGCAACAAAUCGAUCCGACCGGCCAGCGAGACUUCAAGACGAUCGUACUUUCGGAAGUGGACGAGCUGACGAAGGACGCGCAACACGCGCUGCGUCGGACGAUGGAAAAGUACGUGGCCACCUGCCGGCUGGUGCUGUGCGUAAACUCCACCUCUCGCAUCAUUCCUGCGGUGAAAAGCCGUUGCCUUGGCAUUCGUGUGGCCGCACCGACAGAGGCCGAGAUUGUGGGCAUCAUGAGCACGAUCUGCAAAAAGGAAGGUCUAAACAUUCCGCCGGAGUUGGCCACGAGGAUAGCGCAAAAGUCGGAGCGCAACCUUCGCCGGGCCAUCCUUAGCUUGGAGGCGUGCAAGGUGCAACAGUAUCCGUUCACCGCCAGCCAGGACAUUCCGGACAUGGAUUGGCAGGUGUACCUGCGCGAAACGGCCAACAUGAUCGUGCAGGAGCAAACACCCCAGCGGAUGGAGAUCGUGCGCGAACGGUUGUACGAGCUGCUCUCGCAGGGCAUCCCGCCCGAUAUCAUCUUCAAGGGCUUGGUCAAGAUUCUGGUGCAAAACUGUGACAUGAGUCUGAAGGCGCAAACGCUCACCUUCGCCGGACUGUACGAUCACCGGAUGCAGCGCGGGAGCAAACACAUUUUCCACCUGGAGGCGUUCGUGGCGCAGUUUAUGUCGCUGUACAAGAAGUUCUUGAAUCAGGUUUCCGUCAUGGAUAUGGACGAAUUUUAG